AUGUCUCGGUUCGUGGAGAUGGCCGUAUGGAGCACUGGUCACUCGCCGUCCGAGGCAAGGUAUUGCGGCCUGACAUUGUCUCCAAGCGGAUCAUCCUCGAAAGUCGAAACAUGCGUUUUCCCCGUCGGGGCUGUCAAAGCGUCGACGGCAGCUGAACACUGGGGCGAAUCUGGGACUCAUCACAAGACACCGGGCAGUCGGAUGUAUCAUAGGGCGUUUGGGGCUCUAAGCUUUGGCUGGUGCAUUCAAGUGGUCCCCUCGGGAACGGCGAAAUUACGCCUGGUGAGCGACCCGCUCGCUGCGUAUGCGGCACUCGAGACUCGAGACUCUCGAGUCGAAAGUCGAAAGUCAAGACGAUCUCCAUGGGUGGAAAUCAUUGGAGAUCACAAAAGUGGAGGAGCUAAGAAACACGGAAGCUGCAAAGGUGAUUGGAAAGUAAAAUCGGCCAUAGUUUCUGGUGGCCAUGGUUCGCAGAUAGAUUACCUCCCUCCUGGGGAUAAGAUUAAAAAUCCUGAAUACUGCGCGGUACUGGGCCGUACACUCCCGUACACUUACGGCUCUCGCCGUGCCAGCGCCAGGCCUCAGAUCGGUCAAGAACGGUAUCGUCGCGCACCAAGCUUGGGUCGCUCUCGCAAGCAGAAAAUAAGGGAUGUAGAUAGGGAUAUGUAUGGGCUGCGCGAGGGCAUCAAUUAUUCUCCCAGAGCGGUUCGGCAGAUUUUGACUGGCAAGCGGGAGCGAUCUGCUGAAUCCAAUCCGAUUCCUACUCGAACCACAUCCGAACGGGUCCCCCUCAACCCCUGUCGACUGAUCAUGUCGAGCUAA
This is a messenger RNA of Aspergillus sclerotioniger CBS 115572, 822 nucleotides long. RefSeq lists its product as uncharacterized. The record is from RefSeq and is a predicted model, not a curated record. The coding region runs from base 1 to 822 and encodes 273 amino acids. NCBI's taxonomy places the organism in Eukaryota, Fungi, Ascomycota, Eurotiomycetes, Eurotiales, Aspergillaceae. The transcript is spliced from 6 exons.